UAGGUAAUUGCAACCGCCAAUGGGGCGGGAGGCUGGGUGACGCUCUCCAAAUAAAUACCCGCUGUGCGUGGCGUUCAGUAAUCAGGGGUUGACUUGUGAAGAGCAAGAGAACGGCAUUUCAUUUACGCGCAAUUCCCUUAAGAGCUGAGUGUUCAGAAACUCCAGGACGGUUACAGAUGGCGUUAGUUUUUGCGCCUCACGCUCUCUCGCUCUCUCUUGAGAGUUCAUCGCUCCGACACCGAGAAAAUGCGUCAAGAUGAAAAGUCAUGCGUGAGGUGGUUUUUCUUUCAAGAGACGCGGGGAAAGAACGAGAGAGUCCAUUGUAAUCUCAGACAAGGUGCGCGGGUCCAACACCGUACCAGCAGAGGAGACGCGCGCAACGCCACCGGACAACGGAGUGGAUAGGACGCACAGCUAUUUCUUAAUAUGAUCCAAACGGAUCUUGGCGCACCAAACUUCAAGAUGGACGGCCACAACUGGACAUCGAUGCCUGAGAACGUCACCGAGCCGGAGCCGCUGCCCUUCAGUGUGGACACCGCAGUCAUCUACACCAUUGUCUUCAUUGUGGGUUUUCUGGGUAACACAUUGGUCAUCUACGUGGUGAUCCGCUACGUCAAGAUGAAAACGGUGACAAACAUGUACAUUCUCAAUUUAGCCCUGGCAGAUGAACUCUACAUCUUAGGAAUCCCCUUCCUUGGCACCAAUAGUGCACUUUCCUAUUGGCCAUAUGGGGAUUUCUUCUGCAAGGUGUGCAUGACUGCUGAUGCCAUGAGCCAGUUCAGCUCCACCUUUUGCCUGACUGUAAUGAGCAUUGACCGCUACCUGGCUGUGGUUUAUCCUAUUCGCAGUACCAAAUGGCGGAAUCCUCAGGUGGCCAAGAUUUUUAAUAUCAUGGUGUGGGUUGUUUCCUUCCUGAUUGUGUUGCCAGUCACCAUUUACUCGCAUGUUCAGAAGGAGUUCAACACCUGCAACAUAAGCUGGCCUGAGCCACGUGAUUCGUGGUCCAUUGCCUUCAUCCUCUAUACAUCCAUCCUGGGCUUUUUUGGUCCCGUCUUUGUCAUCAGCCUGUGCUACCUGUUGAUUGUCAUCAAGGUGAGGUCUGCAGGUGUGCGCGCGGGCGUGACAAAUCGGCGUAGGUCGGAGCGCAAGGUGACGAAGAUGGUGGUGAUCAUCGUGUUGGUGUUUGUCAUAUGUUGGCUGCCCUUCUUCAUUACCAACAUUGUCAACCUGGUUUAUAUCAUCCCUGAGAGUAAAACCACCGCUACAGUCUACUUCGUCCUGGUCAUCCUCACCUAUGUCAACUCCUGUGCCAACCCGAUCCUCUACGGCUUCCUCUCUGACAACUUCAAGCAGAGCUUCCAGAAGGUCUUCUGCUUUCACAAACCAAAUGGCGUUAGCGCCACAGAGCAGAUGGGAAUUAGACACGCUGCACCCAAGUCUCUCCAGGUGGAGAACUCGGACAGAGAGGCGUUCACUUCAAAACCAGCAAUGAAUGGCCAGUGAACUCUUGUGACCCACCAUGUGCUCGUGUGGAAUUUCCUGUGGUCCUGUUUUUGUUUGGUGCAUCUUUAUGGUUUGUCCUCCCCCCCCCCCUCUCUGAAUGGGACCAAAUGAGUAAUGCUGGAUGAACAGCUAUUUACAGCAUUCAUGGUGAAGGCCUGCAUUUUUGUUUUUGUACUUUAUGCCUUUGUAUUGUUUUAUGUCAACAACUGGUCUCAGUAUGGAAAUUUAAGACGCUGCACAUUCUCAGUCAGCAUGAACGAGGCUUUUAUUGUCAACACGAGCAAAGACGGGCUUUUUUGCUUCUACUUGUUUCUAUAUUUGAUCAAAUUAGAAGCAACCAUCUGUGAUCUGUUCCAUUUGCUGCUGUUUAAUGCAUUUCACAAGAAUUUCUACAUGUUUACCCGUUGCCAUAAUGAAUUCAUUAUAUGCACAUUUCGGCACUAAGAACAUCUGUGCAGAAAGUUUUGAGUUAACAGUUAACGUCAAUCUCUGCUGAAGAAUCAGAACUCUGCUACACUGUAUAAUCACAUCAGUGGCGGUCGCUAUGGUCUGUGACCCAGGGGAAGCUCAUCUUGACACCUUUAUACAUAAAUGAUAUAGUUGAUUGUUAUAGCAAACUUUUAGUAAUGAAAUGUAAACGCACCAGUACAUAUUUGACCAUUUAUUUUGUGACAUUUUAGAGGAAGCACAGCUUCCCCUGCCGUCAUCGUCUGAUUCAUAUAAAUAUUAUAAUGUUUCCUGGGAUUGUGCAACACUGAAUGUUGCAUAUUUGACCUUAAAUGGACAAACAUUAGAGUGUCUCUGCUUUGUUCUCACCAGUCUUUUAUUAGCAUUAAAUUUGAUCUGUUGUAAUCAGACUGGUAUCUGUUCCACUGGGUACCAUAAAGCUUGUUA
Molecule: messenger RNA, 2397 nt
Organism: Solea solea (common sole)
Lineage: Eukaryota; Metazoa; Chordata; Actinopteri; Pleuronectiformes; Soleidae
Product: somatostatin receptor type 5-like
Exons: 4
Coding region: 427-1503 (358 amino acids)
Biological process (GO): cellular response to glucocorticoid stimulus; neuropeptide signaling pathway; regulation of insulin secretion
Cellular component (GO): membrane; neuron projection
Molecular function (GO): somatostatin receptor activity; neuropeptide binding
Source: RefSeq, a predicted model, not a curated record